This is a messenger RNA of Aspergillus piperis CBS 112811, 351 nucleotides long. RefSeq lists its product as uncharacterized. The record is from RefSeq and is a predicted model, not a curated record. Lineage: Eukaryota; Fungi; Ascomycota; Eurotiomycetes; Eurotiales; Aspergillaceae. The coding region runs from base 109 to 321 and encodes 70 amino acids. The transcript is spliced from 2 exons.
UCCUCGCUGCUACCACUCGCCUGCACUCUUCUUAUCAGAAGCAUAAUUUUACUGUUCUCUUCCUCCCAUACUCACCACACUACGACUAUUGACAAAUUACUCAUCACUAUGCCUGUCAUCCCCUCGGGUUCUGAUUUCCCACCCCAACAAGGCAACAGCGACAACAGCGCUUCAAAUCAAGAGCAGAGGAACUCCGAUCAGGGAACUCAGAAAGCCACCAUGCUUGAUCACUUGUCUAAGGGUCCUCAAAUCCCCGACAGCAUGCCACCCAAAGUCCCCAGGGAAGAGAUCGAGGCACGUAUGAAGGAACUGAAUAAGUAGGACAACAGAUUUUACAAGCCAGUGGUGGUG